UACAGUCGCGCCGUGAAUGGGAGUCGUUAGGACAAUCGAGUUACAAUGCAUUUGUUCGUUGGCCGAACUGUACCUUGUCCUACAAAUUGUGAUUUACAUUCAUUAUUGAGACUUAGUCCCGCGCUAUGGGCCAGUGAAAAUGCACACGGCAUUUUAGUUGUUUUUCUCUCUCUGCUUGAUAAACAUGGCGGCAAUGAAACCGCGUGCAAAAUAACACGCGAGAGUUCGAUUUUUAAACUCAUGUUUUUUUAAUUGUUAGUGGCCAGUUUGUUUAGUGCGAGUGUAGUGCUGUGUAAAUAAAAAAUAAAAAGAAAAAAAUAUUUUUAUAAUAUUUAAAAUAGUGUUGUGAUAAUGAGCAAUAUUUAAAUAAUAAAAAAGAAAGUGAAAUAUAUUAUUAGUGCAGUGGCAUGGCUUCCGAAGAAAAAUCGAUAAAAACUCAUUUGGACGAUGUGUUGGGAAAGUUUACAAUGUUUGGUCCCUACCAUGGGCAGUUGAUGUUAUUAUUAGGCCUAGCCUAUGCCUCAAAUUCAGCUUAUUGCUCUAAUUAUGUGUUUGCGGUUGAAGAAGUUGCAUAUAGGUGUAAAGAUGAAACGUUUGCAGACAAUAUGUGUGGUACUAUCAAUGGGACGUCGUGCACAGAAUGGGUGUAUGAUAAAACUGAGAGUUUUGUUGCCGACUUUCAGCUUGCCUGCCAGGAUUGGAAAAGGACUUUGGUGGGAACGGUCCACAGUCUAGCUUAUAUGAUUGGGCUACUUAUUGUUGGUCCUUUAUCUGACAGAAUAGGAAGAAAAGCCUUGAUAGUAGCAACAGGCGUACUGGGUGGAGUCCUGGGUAUCGCCAGGAGUUUUGUCACCUCGUAUUGGUUGUAUAUAGUUCUGGAGUUUCUGGAGUCAGCUUUCGGAGAUAUAUGCUCACCAGCUUAUAUAUUGAAUAUAGAGAUAAUAGCAACUACCAAACGCGUCCCCUACUACAUGCUAUGCGCUAUUGGGUACAGCGUAGGUGGCAUAUUAAAAGCCCUCGUAGCCUGGAUGGUUCCCGACUGGAGAAACUUCCUACGAGUCCUAUACGGUCCAGCACUCCUCUUCUUCUUGUACAUAUUCUUAAUAGACGAAAGUCCAAGAUGGCUUCUAAUAAAGGGUAAAAAGAAAGAAGCAGUAGAUAUUAUAGAGAAAAUGGCAAAAAAGAACGACAUUACAAUAGACCAGAAGGUACUAGAUAAUCUAGUGAGUGAUACGAAACAAGAAGAGAAUGUAGAAUUUGGAACUGUUUUGAAGAGUACAUUUACUUCUGGGGCCUUGUUUAAGAGGUUCAUAGUCUGUGUGAUAUGGUGGACGACUUCUACGUUUGUGAACUAUGGAAUGACAAUCACAUCUGUGUCCUUGCAAGGGAACAUAUAUUUGAACUUUGCUUUAGUAUCUAUGACUGAUGUUCCUGGAAGUUUUAUAGCUAUGUACGUGCUGAUGAAGUAUAAUAGGAAGAUCCCGUUGAUUGUCAGCUUCUUGUUGGCUGGUGUGUUUUGUGUUGGACAACCGUUCUUGCCUACAAAUUAUGAAUGGCUGUCAAUAACAAUGUUCCUGAUCAGCAAGUUGAUGGUGACUCUGUACUUCACCAUCACCUACAUGUAUACUUCAGAAUUGUUCCCCACAUACACGAGGAACUCUAUGCACGCGUUGUGCUCGUCUUUGGGCAGAGUGGGGUCUAUAGUUGCACCGCAGACACCGCUUUUGACGGUAUACUGGCACGGUCUCCCAUCACUAGUAUUUGGAAUCUCAUCGCUUGUGGCAGGAUUUGCCACUUUCCUAGUACCUGACAUCGCCAAUGAUGCAUUACCUGAUACUGUCAAAGAAGCUGAGGCGAUAGGACAUAAAGACAAACCAAUUCUACCUGAAGACAAGACAUCGAAAGUAAAUCAUGACGUAGUGAAUAAAAGUUUUGACUGGAAAGAGUAGAUGCAGAGAAUUUGUGAUUGUGUGUUUGUUUGUUUGUUCGUUGGUCUUUUUGUACAACGAAUUGACAUGAAUUUCAUAGAGGUCUAUAGAAUAAUAAAUAAGCAUUUUUUCCAUCAAGACAUAAUGUAAUGGAAUAAAUAAAUUAUGGACAAAAUGAAACAGGUAAAGCGUAGUGAUGAUAUUAUUAUGCAUAACUGAAUUUAAGUUAAAGUGGUAAGAUUUUACUCAAAUGCUGAUUUUCAUCCAACUUUACAAUUAAUGUUUUAUGCAGAAUCUGAUGUGUGUAAAUGCUUAUUUAACCAUACACGAAAAAUGUAUGACUGUAUUUUGAUUUUAAAAUUAAAUUUUAUAAAAUUAUCGUUACUUUACAGUACAAAUUACGUUAGUCGUAAAGUAUAUUUUCAAUAGAAUUAUAUAAGUUUUUAAC
Molecule: messenger RNA, 2376 nt
Organism: Spodoptera frugiperda (fall armyworm)
Lineage: Eukaryota; Metazoa; Arthropoda; Insecta; Lepidoptera; Noctuidae
Product: organic cation transporter protein-like
Exons: 7
Coding region: 408-1949 (513 amino acids)
Biological process (GO): transmembrane transport
Cellular component (GO): membrane
Molecular function (GO): transmembrane transporter activity
Source: RefSeq, a predicted model, not a curated record